This is a messenger RNA of Triticum dicoccoides, 885 nucleotides long. RefSeq lists its product as uncharacterized. Lineage: Eukaryota; Viridiplantae; Streptophyta; Magnoliopsida; Poales; Poaceae. Gene Ontology annotation, cellular component: cytosol; nuclear speck. Gene Ontology annotation, biological process: maintenance of rDNA; DNA repair; regulation of sister chromatid segregation. The coding region runs from base 34 to 525 and encodes 163 amino acids. The record is from RefSeq and is a predicted model, not a curated record. The transcript has 4 exons.
CUGCGACCAGCACGAAUCGCAACCGCGAGUAAAAUGGAGGGGCGCCCCCGCGGCGGCGGCGGCGGCGGGCGGACGGCGAUGGACUACUCGCUGGCGGCGCUGAAGCUGCUGGCCUCGCAGCUGGAGGGCUCCACCACGGCCCCCUCCUCCGAGGGCUCCUCCCCCGCGCAGAUGCUCUUCGGCAUCCGCUUCCAGCGCGCCUGGAUCCAGGGCGUGAUCCUGCGCGUGGACUACAGCGCCGGCGACAACGGGAGGCUGUUCGUGGAUGACGGCUCCUGCGUCACCGAGUUCAUGCUCCGAUCCGAGGAUGCCAAGGGCCAGCCCUGGCGCCCAGGGAUGUAUGUGCUGAUUAUUGGGGCAUAUAUUGCACCCGACUCUACGGAAAAUCUGCCAGCGGUCAAGGUGCACAAGAUAGUGGAUCUCUCGGCGCAGCCGGACCGUGAAGCGAUGUGGUACAUGGAAGUCGCCGAGGCUUACAACUUCUUCUACGAGGCCGAUGCCUCUGGUGUCGGCUCACCGUCAUGAGCACUCUUAACACCUUGCCCCCUCCUGAUGGUUCGUGUCACUGUAGCACUCGUAGCACUGCUGCCACUCUGUACCCGUGCUCGUUACCUUGUUCUAGGCCGCCCGCUGGUAACUCAGAGAGGCCCUUUUGGUGCUGCGAAUUGUUUCAGGGUUAUCUCGGAUGAACGUUGGAGCACGUCCAAAUUCCAACAGCGAGAAAAUUGACUGGAAUCUCCCAACAUUUCAUGCGACUGAUUCUUGAUGUCUCUUGCAGUCUCGUGUUGGGCCGCCGCUAGUGGUUCUGUUGAUGACUUAAUGUUUCUUGCAUCAGGAUUCGCUUGGGUUGCAUCAAUUUUGUGAACCCGUUAUGGUUUGAGUUCA